AUGCUCGUUCUCUUCUACGAUCGCGCGGCUCGUCUGCUGCAGCCCAUUCGCGACGCGGCCCAGUCCGACUGGCAGCUGGAGGAGUGGCGCCUCGGUGAUUCAGCAGCGCGGCUGGAAGAGCUGCUCGCAUUGGCGGUUGUCAUUGUGGCCGGGCCUGGGUUUCCAGCCUCGGCGCUCGGAAAGACGCGCAACCUAAGGCUUCUCCAGUGUGCCAGCGCCGGAUACGAGUGGAUCGACUUUGACGCGGUGCCACCCACAGCUCACGUCUGCAACACCUCCUCAAUGGAUGCUUCGAUCGCAGAAUACGUGCUCUGCGCAAUCCUAGAGUGGCAGGUGGGCUGCAUGCGGGCCGACCGCGCCCUGCGGGCAGCGCGCUGCAUUGUCCCCCCCUUUGGCGCGCCAGGCCAGCGCGGGCUCGCUCCCUUUCAUGGCGAGGCAGGCGGCAAGACGCUUGGCAUUGUGGGCCUCGGCGCCAUCGGCGAGCAGGUGGCGCGCCGUGCGGCGGCGCUUGACAUGCGCGUGCUCGCCACGACAGGGAGGCCUCGCCGGGCGACGCAGCCGCUGCCGCAAGGUGUUGCAUGGCGCGGCGCGGGCGACGGGGCCGACCUAGAGCGGCUCCUGCGCGAGAGCGACUUUGUCGUGCUCUGUUGCGCUCUCACGCCCGCGACACGCGGCCUCAUCGACGAGCGCCGGUGCGGCCUAUGCGAGGAGCGGCCGCUGUACGAAGCCGUGCGAGAUCGGCGCAUCGGGGGGGCGGUGCUCGACGUGUGGUGGCAAUAUCCCAGCGUGGAGAGCGGCGAGACGUGGCCGUCUCAGUUUCCAUUCCACGAGCUGACCAAUGUGGUCAUGACGCCGCACUGUUCCGGAUGGACGGCGGAGCAAGAGGUGCGCAAGAGGGAGCAGGUCGUGAGCAACAUCGCCGCAGUCGCUUCCGGCGAGCUGCCCUUGCACUGCCUGCGGCAGGCUAUUAGAUAG
Emiliania huxleyi CCMP1516 is the source of this 975-nucleotide messenger RNA. RefSeq lists its product as hypothetical. The coding region runs from base 1 to 975 and encodes 324 amino acids. The transcript is spliced from 2 exons. Gene Ontology annotation, cellular component: cytosol. The record is from RefSeq and is a predicted model, not a curated record. Gene Ontology annotation, molecular function: glyoxylate reductase (NADPH) activity; NAD binding; hydroxypyruvate reductase [NAD(P)H] activity. Lineage: Eukaryota; Haptophyta; Isochrysidales; Noelaerhabdaceae.